Myxocyprinus asiaticus (Chinese sucker) is the source of this 1078-nucleotide messenger RNA. RefSeq lists its product as uncharacterized. NCBI's taxonomy places the organism in Eukaryota, Metazoa, Chordata, Actinopteri, Cypriniformes, Catostomidae. The transcript has 5 exons. The record is from RefSeq and is a predicted model, not a curated record. The coding region runs from base 62 to 946 and encodes 294 amino acids.
GCCAGUGACAAAUGAUACAGACCUUGUUGAGUCAGUGAAGAAAAACACUUCUCAGUCCCCUAUGAGGACUACUGACAAUAAUGCCAGGGAAAAGGAGAAAUCUCAAACUUGGUUACCUGUGAUAGAAAAACAUGACAUUCCCAUUGUGGUUGGAGUAGGUGUUUCCUUGGCAUUUAUUUUCAUUGCAAUGGCCUUUUACUCUUUGGUUCAGAAAAAUGAUCCUACAUCUGUACCUACAGGGAGAGCAGCUCUGAGGGGUAUUUGUGGUCCUUGCAGGCAUGGAAAACGUCUUGCAAUGGAAAGGACAUAUGAUAACAAGGCAUUUGAGGAUGAUAAUUUAGUGGCUGUUAUUGAGCAAAGCCCCAACACAUCAGAGACUAGAGCGCUCCCACUAGAAGCCAGCCCAUCCACCUUGGUGAUGAAUCCACCUACUGAUGAUGUUCUGGAGGGUGUCCAGUCCACUCAGGACCUGCCAGUUAUAGUGGAGACACACCCAGAGCCAAGAGAGGAGGACCAGUUGGAGAAUUCAUUUGAGGAGGGGAAGGUCACUCCCUCUCCGAAUUCUGACAUUCAGCUCCAGUGCAUGGAGGACUGGAGGAGCAGAGAUUUUGAACCAUGUCAGGACGUUCCCUCACCCCCUCCAACGAAUCCAGCACCUGCGCAGGAAGAGGGCUUACGGUCCUCUCUGACCCUCCAGACCAACGAACCCUGCUCCACUCCAGUGCGCCACAGCAUUAAUAUCUCCCAUGGUUCCUCUCCCCUCCUGCUGUCCCACUGCGUGUCCCUGGGCAUGACUUCUGUAGCUGUGGAUGUUCACUUCUACCCUUCAGCCUCCUCAGCGGCCAGCCAACCUCCAUGCUCUGCAUUUGGACCUCCAGGCCAACAGGUCAACACCAGACUGGAGCAUGAAUUAACUGCACCAUCUGCUAGCCACAGUAAAUCAUAGGAAUGUCUAAAAAGGUUGAAGCCAUGAGAAUGCAGCUCACUUCACAGGGCUACCGUCAGUUAAAGGAAUAGUUCACCCAAAAAUGAUUAUUCUGUUAUUUACUCUCUCUAAUUUUGUUCCAAACAGUAUGAA